CACACCUUCCUCCACUAAACUUGCGUUCGCCCAUUCAUAUCUUCUCCCUGCUCUCAUCUCCCUCUCUCGGCGGAAGAAGAAGUCAGUGCUUCCUUGCCUCUACUCCCUAAAGAAAAAUGGCAUCUCACAUUGUUGGAUACCCUCGCAUGGGCCCAAAGAGAGAGCUUAAAUUUGCUCUUGAAUCUUUUUGGGAUGGAAAGAGCAGUGCUGAGGAUUUGCAGAAGGUGGCGAGCGAUCUCAGAGCCUCCAUCUGGAAACAGAUGGCUGGUGCUGGAAUCAAGUACAUCCCGAGCAACACCUUCUCGAACUAUGAUCAGGUGCUGGAUACCACUGCUAUGCUUGGUGCUGUACCGCCCAGGUACAACUGGACUGGUGGUGAAAUUGGAUUCGACACCUACUUCUCCAUGGCCAGAGGAAAUGCCACUGUUCCUGCAAUGGAAAUGACCAAGUGGUUUGAUACAAACUACCACUUCAUUGUCCCCGAGUUGGGUCCUGAUGUGAAAUUCAGUUAUGCUUCCCACAAGGCAGUGAAUGAAUAUAAGGAAGCUAAAGCGCUUGGUGUCGAUACCGUUCCAGUACUUGUUGGCCCAGUCUCAUACUUGUUGCUAUCAAAACCUGCUAAGGGUGUUGAGAAAUCUUUCCAGCUUUUGUCCCUUCUAGACAAAAUCCUUCCAAUCUACAAGGAAGUUGUUACUGAAUUGAAGGCAGCUGGAGCUUCUUGGAUCCAGUUUGAUGAGCCCACCCUAGUUUUGGAUCUUGAGGCUCACCAAUUGGAAUCAUUCACUAAAGCAUACUCUGAACUAGAGUCUACUCUAUCCGGCCUUAAUGUGCUUAUUGAGACUUACUUCGCUGAUGUCCCUGCUGACGCAUUUAAAACACUUACUGCUUUGAAGGGAGUUACUGCCUUUGGUUUUGACUUGGUCCGUGGAUCCAAGACUGUUGAUUUGAUUAAGGGUGGAUUUCCUUCAGGAAAGUACUUGUUUGCCGGAGUUGUUGACGGUAGAAACAUUUGGGCAAAUGAUCUUGCUGCAUCCUUAAGUCUUUUGGGAUCUCUUGAGGGCAUUGUAGGGAAAGACAAGCUUGUUGUUUCUACUUCCUGCUCUCUUCUCCACACUGCUGUUGAUCUCAUCAAUGAGACCAAACUGGAUAAUGAAAUCAAAUCAUGGCUUGCAUUUGCUGCUCAAAAAGUUGUUGAAGUUAAUGCUUUGGCAAAGGCUCUAGCUGGUCAGAAGGAUGAGGCAUUCUUCUCAGCUAAUGGUGCCGCACAAGCUUCAAGAAAAUCGUCUCCAAGAGUUACAAAUGAAGCUGUUCAAAAGGCUGCUGGGGCUUUGAAGGGCUCUGACCACCGCCGGGCUACAAAUGUUAGUGCAAGACUUGACGCCCAACAAAAGAAACUUAAUCUUCCUGUUCUCCCAACUACCACUAUUGGGUCAUUUCCUCAGACAGUGGAACUUAGAAGAGUUCGACGUGAAUACAAGGCCAGCAAGAUCUCUGAAGAGGAAUAUGUUAAAGCCAUCAAAGAAGAAAUCAGCAAAGUGGUUAAGCUCCAGGAAGAGCUGGAUAUUGAUGUUCUUGUUCAUGGAGAACCUGAGAGGAAUGAUAUGGUUGAGUAUUUCGGAGAGCAGCUCUCUGGAUUUGCCUUCACCGCAAAUGGAUGGGUUCAAUCCUAUGGAUCUCGCUGUGUGAAGCCCCCCAUCAUCUAUGGUGAUGUGAGCAGGCCAAAGCCAAUGACUGUUUUCUGGUCCAGUGCAGCUCAGGGCAUGACCAAGCGCCCAAUGAAGGGAAUGCUUACCGGCCCAGUUACCAUUCUCAACUGGUCUUUUGUUCGAAAUGACCAGCCAAGAUCUGAAACUUGCUAUCAGAUUGCUUUGGCAAUUAAGGAUGAAGUUGAGGAUUUGGAGAAGGGAGGCAUCACUGUUAUUCAAAUUGAUGAAGCUGCUUUGAGAGAAGGUUUGCCUCUUAGGAAGGCUGAGCAUGCAUUCUAUUUGAACUGGGCUGUUCACUCAUUCAGAAUCACUAACUGUGGCAUCCAGGAUACCACCCAGAUUCACACUCACAUGUGCUACUCAAACUUCAAUGAUAUCAUCCACUCCAUCAUUGACAUGGAUGCCGAUGUUAUCACAAUUGAGAACUCCCGUUCUGAUGAGAAGCUUCUCUCAGUUUUCCGUGAGGGUGUGAAGUAUGGUGCUGGAAUUGGCCCCGGUGUCUAUGACAUCCACUCUCCCAGAAUACCGUCCACUGAAGAGAUUGCAGAUAGAAUCAACAAGAUGCUUGCAGUUCUUGACACCAACAUCUUGUGGGUGAACCCCGACUGUGGUCUGAAGACUCGCAAGUACACCGAGGUGAAGCCAGCCCUCGAAAACAUGGUUUCUGCUGCCAAGAAAAUCCGCACUCAACUUGCCAAGUGAGGUUCUUGAGCGUGCCCAGGCAUUUGAAUCUUUUCCACCAAAACCUCUGUUUGAGAUGAAAUUUUAUUGUUUAGGUCUUUAGCUCCCUGAGCACAAGCACAUUUGGAUUUCUACUUUUUACCCUUUGUUUUCAAUCUUUCCCUUUUCUUAAAGGGAAAAAAAAAACAAAGAAAAUUAUAUCAUCCUGUAAGUUUUGGCUUGUUAUCUGAAUGCAUUUGGGCACAUAAACCCAUUUUUCAUU
Molecule: messenger RNA, 2649 nt
Organism: Ipomoea nil (Japanese morning glory)
Lineage: Eukaryota; Viridiplantae; Streptophyta; Magnoliopsida; Solanales; Convolvulaceae
Product: 5-methyltetrahydropteroyltriglutamate--homocysteine methyltransferase-like
Exons: 12
Coding region: 117-2408 (763 amino acids)
Molecular function (GO): 5-methyltetrahydropteroyltriglutamate-homocysteine S-methyltransferase activity; zinc ion binding
Source: RefSeq, a predicted model, not a curated record